UAAGACAUUCUUCGACCUCUUUUCCAUUUUCUGAAGCAGCUGAAAAUGUGCUGCUUAAAAGCUUUUUGCUCUUGAAUGCGGGCCGCCCUGCAGGCAUGAUUACUGAUCCUACAAGCGGGGCUUAAGCCAAGGUAAUGAGUGUGUAAACUAGCUGCCUUAUUGGCAACAAAGGCGUCUUGGGACGCACUGCCAUUGUCUCGGAGGGAACCAUCACCUUUUCUCAGUGAAAUCCGCCGCGGAUUGUCUGCGUGCAACAGGAGGUAGGGAUUAAAGAUGCGGCCCUUGGAACAAAUGGCGAAGCAAGGCAGCCAGUACAGGCCGGAGGCGGGGCCGAGCGACACCCACAAUUAAAGAUGAACUUUGAGUGAACUAAUUUAUCUGAGGGAGGAGAAGGUAACAGGCUGCCCGCGGUCUUGGCAGCCUAUAAAAGCGCAGGAUGAGCAGCCCGGAGCCUCUGUCGCUGACAGAGCUUCACCUGAGCUGCACCGCUCCUGCAACCGCCUGUCACUGCAAACAUGGCUCUGAGCACACUACUGGCUACCUUCCUCUGCACAAUCGUGCUUCCCGUCUUGCUGUUUCUAGUCGCAGUGAAGCUGUGGGAGGUUUACAUGAUCCGAGGCAGAGACCCGAGCUGCUCCAGCCCGCUGCCCCCCGGAUCCAUGGGCUUACCUUUCAUUGGAGAGACGCUGCAGCUCAUCCUCCAGAGGAGAAAGUUCCUUCGGAUGAAGCGGCAGAAGUACGGUUACAUCUACCGCACACACCUCUUCGGAAACCCCACGGUGCGCGUAACGGGAGCGGAUAACGUCAGGCAGAUUCUGCUGGGGGAGCACAGGCUGGUGUCCGUGCAGUGGCCCGCCUCUGUGCGCACCAUCCUGGGCUCCGACACUUUAUCCAACGUGCACGGAGCCCAACACAAGACCAAGAAAAAGGCCAUAAUGCGGGCCUUCUCCAGGGAGGCUCUGGAGCUCUACAUCCCCGUCAUCCAGGAGGAGGUACAGGCUGCAGUGAAGGAGUGGCUGGCCAAGGACUCCUGUGUGCUGGUCUAUCCAGAGAUGAAGCGUCUGAUGUUCCGCAUAGCCAUGAGGAUACUCCUGGGCUUUGAGCCAGAGCAGAUCAAGACCAAUGAGCAGGAGCUGGUGGAAGCUUUUGAGGAAAUGAUCAAGAAUCUGUUCUCUCUGCCCAUCGACGUGCCCUUCAGCGGACUCUACAGGGGUCUGAAGGCAAGGAACUUUAUCCACUCCAAGAUAGAAGAGAACAUCAAGAAGAAGGUGCAGGAGUCGGACAGAGGGUCCAAACACAGAGAUGCUCUGCAGCAGCUCAUAGACAGCAGCAAAAAGAACGGGGAACCCUUCAGCAUGCAGGCCAUUAAGGAAUCUGCCACAGAGCUGUUGUUUGGAGGUCAUGAAACCACAGCCAGUACUGCAACCUCUCUGGUCAUGUUCCUGGGCCUGAACCCUGAAGUUGUGGAUCGACUGAGGCAGGAACUAAUGGACAAGGAGGAGCAGGGGAUAGACCUCCAGAAUUUGAACAUUGAGUCAUUGGAACAGUUGAAAUACACCUGCUGUGUCAUUAAAGAGACUUUGAGGAUCAACCCUCCUGUUCCAGGAGGCUUCAGAGUGGCCCUCAAGACCUUUGAGCUCAAUGGUUACCAGAUUCCCAAAGGCUGGAAUGUUAUCUACAGCAUCUGUGACACCCAUGAUGUGGCAGAGAUCUUCCCCAACAAGGAAGACUUCCAGCCAGAGCGCUUCAUGACUAAACCCUCCACCGACUCCUCCAGGUUCCAGUACAUCCCGUUCGGAGGGGGCUCCAGGAUGUGUGUGGGGAAGGAGUUUGCCAAGGUCCUGUUAAAGAUCUUCCUGGUGGAAGUGGUCACAAAGUGUCACUGGACUCUUUUAAAUGGGCCACCCACCAUGAAAACCGGACCUACUGUCUAUCCUGUGGACAAUCUGCCAACCAAGUUCACCAGCUAUGUGCAAAAUUAAAGUGAGAUGACGAAGGGUUGUGUUUCCUAAAAGCAGUGUAGAGUGAAGUGUCAGGUUUCCCAAAAGUCUCAAAUCAUCUGUGUUUUUAUCCCCCUUAUCCACAGGGGAACUACAGUAUAAUCAAGGUGCUUGGGGAGUUUUUGGUAGCGCUCAUGCUCUAGGAAACAGCUCAAAGUCUGCAUUUACAUAUAAACCAAGCUAGCAAUUCUGAUAUUUUGGACUUAUAUCAAUGUGGAUUUUAUGGAAUAUCAAAUUGUAAAUAUUGUAGAUGACUUAAGAAGGUAUUUUACAUUUUAUAUUAUGAUGUUAAUACAUUGGAUUUGUGUAUAUAUAUUUUUUAAAGAUAUGAACAAACUAAACCAGAGGCACUAUACACAUACAUGGAACACUUUAAUCAGCUCUGAGGUGUAUCUAUAGGAUUAUGUAUAUAUGUAAUGUAGAGUCUGUUUAUAUAACUUUUGUAUCUUACCCCAACUUAUUUAAGUGACUUAUGUUAUAUUGUAUGGGCUUUUUAUUAUUUAAUCAAAAUGUUUUGUGGAGAAUCUUGUGUUGUGGUGUUUUUUUUCUUUGUAUUUCAUUUAUGUGAAAGAGUUAAACUUAAAUGAAAGGCUGUCCAAAGUGGGCCCUAAGGUUCACUUAGGUCAACCAGAUGUUUUUAGCAAAAAUAAUUAAAGAUUAACUUUGCAAAGUUA
Dicentrarchus labrax (European seabass) is the source of this 2674-nucleotide messenger RNA. RefSeq names its product cytochrome P450 26A1 (gene cyp26a1). The record is from RefSeq and is a predicted model, not a curated record. Gene Ontology annotation, biological process: sterol metabolic process. The coding region runs from base 516 to 1982 and encodes 488 amino acids. Lineage: Eukaryota; Metazoa; Chordata; Actinopteri; Moronidae. Gene Ontology annotation, molecular function: iron ion binding; monooxygenase activity; oxidoreductase activity, acting on paired donors, with incorporation or reduction of molecular oxygen. The transcript is spliced from 7 exons.